Chionomys nivalis (European snow vole) is the source of this 1986-nucleotide messenger RNA. It is a transcript of the gene Slc31a2, whose product is annotated as solute carrier family 31 member 2. Gene Ontology annotation, cellular component: membrane. The record is from RefSeq and is a predicted model, not a curated record. NCBI's taxonomy places the organism in Eukaryota, Metazoa, Chordata, Mammalia, Rodentia, Cricetidae. The transcript has 4 exons. Bases 456 to 881 code for a protein of 141 amino acids. Gene Ontology annotation, biological process: copper ion transmembrane transport. Gene Ontology annotation, molecular function: copper ion transmembrane transporter activity.
AGUAGCGUUUUUAACAGACGUCUUUUCCUGGUGAAGUUCUCCCUUAGAGAGAGAAUGACUCUUGCUUCCUCUUUGAGGAACUCCUAUCAGUUUCUUCAUCUCACAAAGAAUGUCUCGGAAUCUAAGACAGGAAGCCCACCCAGGCUGUUUGGUAGAGAGGCACUCCACCUUCUGCUGAUCCUCUUACACGGAAAAUAGAUGGGAACCCCUUGAUAAAGGUGCCCAGGCAGUCAACGGCAGCACACGGGCUUUCGUCCCUUUCUGAAGUGUCUGGUUAAAAAACGAAAACAAGCCUUUGUGAAUGACUCUGGUUUUGGCCACGGUCCCUCCUCUGUGAGGUGCCGCCCUUCAUAAAGCACAGAUAAACUGCUGGAGACACAGAUUUAUUAUCCCCAGUGGGAACACAACUGGCGCCCUGCACAAGACCUGCCAACUAAAAGCUACGGUCCCUUCCUAUGCAUUUCAUCUUCUCAGAUGAGGCUGUGCUUCUGUUUGAUUUCUGGAGAGUCCACAGUCCUACAGGCAUGGCCCUCUCAGUGCUGGUUGUCUUGCUCCUGGCUGUACUGUAUGAAGGCACCAAGGUUGCCAAAGCCAAGUUGCUGCACAAGACUCUGGAGAACCUGCCUAAUACGACUAGCCAGCAGCUCAUCCUGGAAUCAGACCAGGACUCUACAGGCUCCAGAUCAACUCCAGCCGAUGGCCACCGCCUCAGGUGGUUUUUGUGUUACUUUGGCCAGUCCCUAGUCCAUGUCAUUCAGGUGGUCCUUGGCUACUUUGUGAUGCUGGCUAUAAUGUCCUACAACACCUGGAUUUUCCUCGGUGCGAUCGUGGGCUUGGGUGUGGGCUAUUACCUAGCCUACCCACUUCUCAGCAUAACUUAGUGGGCCAGGAGGUGCUGAGCGCUGGAGAGAGCUGGGGCUGCUGCUCCAGGCAUUGUACUUCCAGCUCCUGUUUCUUAUGAUGGCCAUUGCUCACCUCUUUCCCAGUUCCUGGCAGCAUUGAGCUGCAGCCAGCAAAUGGUUCCUGGAGCUUAGAGGCCAUUGGAGCUACCUCCCCUCCCAACCUGGACUACAAAGGGCCCAGGCCUCCUGUGGUGCCUUAAGCAAGUGGCUGUGACCAAAGGGAACAUGGAGAGACUGGAACCUGGAGGCAGAGUAGCCAGGCUGUGAUCAUAGAUCUCAGACUGCAAAUUAAAAUUUUCCAAAGAGCUUCAGUGAGGAAGGCCAUGGAACCUGGAUACCCUCUUCUGCUUUGUGCCUUAAUGCCAGGGGCAUCUCCAGUCUUGGGGGAUGGACCAUGCCAGCACCUUUUUGCCUUGGAACACAUAAAGACUGCCACUGACAAAACAAGUUUUCACUUUGAACUCCUGAUUGGCAAUUUUGCACAUCCACACAAAACAAAGUUCCUAAUGAACUCACUGUGUUCAUGAUGGCAGCAGUGCCUGCAGCAGGUCAGUCUUGUGACCAGGGCCUUCCCCGGUCCUCUUGUCUGCAUCACAGAGAACAGCAUUUCCUAACAGAGCUGGCUGCCUCUUCUUACUUGCUGCUAAUGCCUAAUGACCUGGUAGGGAGCCAUGAGUCAGUCACUGAAGUCCUGAUUCAGCAGGGAUGUGUUGGGGGAAGGGUGCUGACUGAGGUGCAAUAAGCAGUCAAACCAAAACCAGGUCAUGUUAAGAGUUAAGUGAACUCCAGGUAUUUGAGCCUUUUCACUUUACAGAAAAAAGUUAAGAGACAGGAAUGGGGAUACAUACCUGUAAUCCCCAGGAGGCUGAGCCUGGAGAUCCUGGGCUUGAGGGCAGCCUGGUCUACAUAGAGGUCCAGGCUAGCCUGGGAUGCAUGGUGAAACAUACACACAUACACACACGGCAGUCACUACUUCAUGUCUAGUGUCUAUAUUCAAGUACCUUAUUGACUCAAUGGAAAGAUGGUUUUAAGCUUUGGGAAUUAUAAACAAAUACACUUUAAUAAAUUUCUAUUUUGAACAGUC